UUUCCGCCUUUUUCCGGUCUCUUUAGAGCCGCCAGACUCAAUCGCCCUCCAUCCUCCGCCGGUGGAGCGUCCCCGAACAGCUUCUAAUCAUGACCGAGCAGAUGACCCUUCGGGGGACCCUUAAGGGUCACAAUGGUUGGGUUACCCAAAUCGCGACCACCCCACAGUUCCCGGACAUGAUCCUCAGCUCUUCCCGGGACAAGACUGUCAUCAUGUGGAAGCUGACUCGUGAUGAGACCAACUAUGGAGUCCCUCAGCGCGCCCUGCGCGGUCACUCCCACUUUGUCAGUGACGUCGUCAUCUCCUCUGAUGGGCAGUUCGCCCUGUCCGGUUCCUGGGACGGAACACUGAGGCUGUGGGAUCUUACCACUGGCACAACCACAAGGCGAUUUGUGGGUCACACAAAGGAUGUUCUCAGCGUGGCCUUCUCCGCCGACAACCGUCAGAUCGUGUCAGGUUCCCGAGAUAAGACCAUCAAGCUGUGGAACACUCUGGGAGUGUGCAAAUACACAGUGCAGGAAGAAUCUCACUCUGAAUGGGUUUCUUGCGUCCGUUUCUCACCCAACAGCAGCAAUCCCAUCAUUGUUUCCUGCGGCUGGGACAAGAUGGUGAAGGUCUGGAAUCUGGCCAACUGCAAACUGAAGACCAACCACAUUGGCCACAGUGGCUACCUGAACACAGUCACUGUGUCUCCUGAUGGGUCACUGUGCGCCUCUGGAGGCAAGGAUGGACAGGCCAUGCUGUGGGAUUUGAAUGAAGGCAAACACCUGUACACCCUGGACAGUGGUGAUGUCAUCAACGCUCUCUGCUUCAGCCCCAACCGCUACUGGCUGUGCGCCGCCACAGGGCCAAGCAUCAAGAUCUGGGAUCUGGAAGGCAAGAUCAUUGUAGAUGAACUGAAACAGGAGGUGAUCAGUACAAGCAGCAAAGCUGAGCCCCCACAGUGUACUUCUCUGGCCUGGUCAGCAGAUGGACAGACACUCUUCGCUGGAUACACAGACAACUUGAUCAGAGUCUGGCAAGUCACCAUUGGGACCCGUUAAGAUGUUUUCUGGAAACAGAAAAAUGGCAGACAUUUCAGUUGUAAUGUUACUGCCUGAUACUACUUGUGCAGUAUGGAGUCAUCUUACCAUGCCAGCCUAUGACUCUAAUAAAAAAAAAUUGCUAUAAAACUAUA
Molecule: messenger RNA, 1177 nt
Organism: Bufo gargarizans (Asiatic toad)
Lineage: Eukaryota; Metazoa; Chordata; Amphibia; Anura; Bufonidae
Product: receptor of activated protein C kinase 1
Exons: 8
Coding region: 90-1043 (317 amino acids)
Biological process (GO): rescue of stalled cytosolic ribosome; positive regulation of protein phosphorylation
Cellular component (GO): cytosol; nucleus
Molecular function (GO): translation regulator activity; protein kinase C binding; ribosome binding
Source: RefSeq, a predicted model, not a curated record